Molecule: messenger RNA, 5144 nt
Organism: Gasterosteus aculeatus aculeatus (three-spined stickleback)
Lineage: Eukaryota; Metazoa; Chordata; Actinopteri; Perciformes; Gasterosteidae
Product: ras-associating and dilute domain-containing protein
Biological process (GO): signal transduction; negative regulation of Rho protein signal transduction; angiogenesis
Cellular component (GO): cell-cell junction
Molecular function (GO): GTPase binding
Source: RefSeq, a predicted model, not a curated record
GCUUUUCAGUUCUGGGCGCAGCCAGAAAAUGGAGAUAUAACGCAGCAGCGUUUGGCCCUUCCAUUCGGUUCAUGGUGGACGGGAGUUUCUCUGCAGCUUUCAGUUCACCUCUACACAUUCAACGGUAUCCAACGCUUCUCUUGUGAGGAUUUUAUUUUGAAAGUUUUAGCACGGGUGGGCGGUCGCGUGUGUGCGCUUUGGCGCUCCAACCAUUGCGCACAUCUGGAGAGCGGGUUCGAGCCGAGUUUGGAUCGAAACUUUCUCCAUCUCCCCGUGGUGAAUAAUAACUAUUGUAAUAAUAUGAGGUGUUCCGAUUCGGCCACACGCUCACCUAUUCUCACCUGACGUGUCGGAGUCACAGAAACAGAGACGUGAAGCCGCGACCUCUUGGCCACGGGGUGCCGUACACCGGACUUCGGUUUCAGCAUCUGGCCACCCUAAGGACUGAAACAUCUGCGGUGCCCGUACGUAAAGUGACUGUGACGCCAAUCCCGGAUGACCCCCCUCCUCUCCACCCUGAAUGACCCCACGCGAUCUCCGUGUAUCGCAGAACCGACAACCCGACGCGAAGAUGGCAACCGUUUGUCCUCGCGCGUGAAAUGAAUGUGGAAUAAUUAAGGUUGAGUGAGAGCACUGAAGUCCAUCAGACGGGAAUGAGUCAAACGAAGCUCUCCCAGGACGAGUUGCGUUCUCUCCCACCGAGAGCAGCUGGUUUACCCACAGCUUUGCCGAGGAGACGGUUUGUCAAACUGGGAGGGAAGACAAGUGAUGGAUCUCAGCAAUCAGCUACAUCUGCGGGAAGCUCCUCCACCAGCAGGUCGGCGGAGGUUGUGGCCGUCAAACAGCCUGGCAGGAGCCGCAUCCGUCACCAAACCAACCGCCUCUCGGGCGUCUUCCGCCGCGACCCUACCUCCAACUCGGGCUCCAUGCCGCUGGCAUCAGGAAUCCGGGCCACGCUGUCCAUCCAAUCCAAGAAGCAAAGCAUGUUCCCUGUAGAGGCUUUGCGAGCGGACGACCCGUCUGAGCUGUCCAAUCAGAUAACAGCUCCAGGGAUCCUGAAGAUCUUUGGAAACGAGAUCUGUGAGGGAGCUCACUAUAAGAGCGUUCUGGCCACCACGCACUCCAGCGGCAAAGAGCUCGUCAAAGAGGCCCUUGAACGGUAUGGCCUGGAUAAGGAGGAGGCAGAGUCCUAUGUUAUGUGCGACACCAUUGGCUCCACCAGAGACCAUCGGUGGAGGACGGAAGGGUUCCGAGUCGUGAGCGACAACGAGAAGCCCCUCAUCCUGCAGUCGCUAUGGAAACCCAAAAAGGGUCUGGCAAGGCGGUUUGAAAUCCAGAGGAGGAGCUUGAUAGAGGAGAAGACUUCCAACGACAAAGACACAGUUACUGCGGGUAUCAACGCCCAGGCUCGAAAGCUACAGAAGAGUCGCUCCAGAGUGACCUCCACUCUUAUAGAGAAUACUUCGAAACGAGGCCACAAACUGUGGAGGAGAAAAAGCGAGAUGGACCUCUUAGAUUUCGACACAGGGACAAAACAGGAAAGCGGUCGUGAUGAAUGCUGCAAGGAUCGAAGCAAGAGUCUGAAUCAAACUUCGCUCCAGAGCUCCGAGAGGCCGGAACAGAAUUGCAUUCAGAGCCCAGCAGUCUUUUCUGAGGGGAACAGCGGGUCGCAGCCCAAAACAGAGGGCCUCUGUCCGCCGACGCUGAGGGACGAGCGGGAAGGAGAGGAGUCGGAGGAGUCGGAGAGGGAGGCGACGGAGAGCAGCAACGAUAACACCAUACUGUACUCCAUUCACCCUCCCCACGACUGUCCGUACUUGCUGUCGCUGCAGGCCUUCAGCCCGGCACAGGACUUUGUCAUCUACCUACUCAUUGGGCCAAACAUUGCAUUUGGUCGGCAAAGCGACCAUGACAACUGCACAAAGCCGGACACCCUUCUCUUUGCCCCGGACAUUCUUCCUCGGCACUGCCAUUUCCAACGCCAUUGUGUCGGUGGCCCCACUGUGCUCCGGCCCUCUCCGAACGCCACUCUCACCAGGAAUGGCGAAGCUCUGAGAAAAGAAGUGCAGCUUAUGCCUGGAGACAUCAUUGGUAUGGGACAGAGCUACCUGUUUCUGUUCAAGGAUCCCUUGGCCUCGGCACACAAGGAAGAGGAUAAUGCUGCUCCUCAGUCUGGCAUGACUGCUGUCCCCUGGUUACUGGGUCAAACUUCUUCUGCCACUACAACGAGCCAUAUCAAAAGAACAGUGCUCUGCAACACUUGCAUCACAGGCUCCAGAGACCCCCAGAAAACCCGAAACAGACGCCUUUCCUUUUUAAAAUCCCCUGAGUGCCACAUCCCGACUCUGGUGUAUGAGAGCAAAGAUGAGGAGCGCAUUGUCAAAGAGAUAGUUGCUAUGGGAAGAACCAGCGAGAAAGACGGACCACCUCUGACUGUCGCAUUUUUGUUGUGCCGGUGCAUGCAAUAUUCUUCUACAUGUCUUCACAGCUCCGACCUGCGCAGGCUGCUGUUGCUCAUUGCAAACAGAGUUCAGAGUGCCGUGUGGGAGGACACGAAGUGCCUAGCUGUGGUUCAAUCUGAAGUCAGUGAAGGCUCAAACCCAGAGGACCUCCAGGCUCUCGGCCAGCCCGAGGCGAUAUUGGGACUGCGCCCCCUGGCGGUGUGGAUGUCGAACAGUCUGGAGCUUCUGCAGUUCAUCCAGUGCCAGCUGCCUCUUAUUCUGAAGUGGAGAACCCGCAAAGAGAAAGGACAGGAAGUAGAGGAGGGAGGAAUGGAAAAUGACCAGAACAAGGGGAGGGAGAACUUGGCCCUGUUGGCGUUGCGUCUGUCCUCUGUCCGUACUGCCAGUGAGGAGACGAUGGCUGUCCUGGAGGACGUCAUCAUGCUCGCCUUCCAGCAGUGUGUGUACUACAUCACCAAGAUUCUCUACCCUGUCCUGCCAGCCCUUCUGGAUUCCAACCCGUUUAGGGAGAGUCCUGACCUGGUGGCCACCGCCGGAAUUGUUCAGGUCCCGGGUAGCGGCCUCCGGGUGCCCGGUGAGAUUCAGCAUCUUGCGGAUGUUCUGACCGAAACCUGGAGACUGCUGCGGGACUGUCAGCUCCCCCCAGAGAUUUCCUCACAGCUCGUCGGCUACCUCUUCUACUUCAUCAACGCGUCACUCUUCAACUUGCUCAUGGAGAGAGGAUCUGAGCCCGGUUUCUACCAGUGGGCCAGAGGGGUACGCAUGCGGGCUAAUCUUGACUUGCUCCUGGACUGGGCUCACGCAGCUGGACUGGGAGAACUGGCCUCAGAGCACACACACACGCUCUCGUCAGCUAUUAAUCUGCUGGCCACACCGAGAAAGAAUUUACUGCAGACCUCAUGGGUGUCCUUGCGGUCUGAAUACCCUGCCUUGAGUCCGGCCCAGUUGAACCACUUGUUGAGUCUUUACAGCCCAGCAUCUCCCAGCAUCUGCAGACACACCUGGACUCCAUCUGUUCAAGACCGGGCCGCAGCAAACCAAACUGCUGAUAUCCUGGAGAGUUUCGACACCCACCAUCCUCUGGUGCUGCCGGAUGAGGGUUACCACUUCCUACUGGGCAGGCAGAUAACAGAUGUAUCCCUGAGGGAACAGCUGGAUAAGCUCAAAGAGUACAUGGCCUUUUCUGACUUGCAAUCAGACAAGGUUGCAGCAACUGAAGAGGGUGGUGUCUGUGACCGGUCCCCUUCCACUACCUCUGGUGCCUUGCCUCCAUCGGCCUCACCGCCUUCCUCUCCCUCAUCCACCCAAAAUCCGGACCAGUUCACCUCCUGCGAUGUCCUCCUUUUGUCUCGCAAGCUGAUAGAUCUGGAGUUAGAGGGCAGAGAGGCUGGCGAUGCCAACAGGUCUGCUCAGGACCCCUCAUGUCUCCUCACCCCGCCCAACAAUCCGCGCCACGUAGAUCCUGUUGAGAAAUGGAUGAAGGGUGACAGUGAAACCCUUCCCUGGUCCUCCAGUGUGAACGCACACGAUGAAGGAGGAUUAGUGUUUGAAUGUCUCGCUGCACUGGAAGUAGACUGCUCCAAGUUAGACUCCCACAGCGUGAAGAGGUUUGUCAACUUGAAAGAGGAGGAGGAAGAGGUGGAAGAGGUAGAGGAGGCGGGUGACCAUCACAAUGACAGUAAUGAUGAGGUUUUUAGCCUGGAGCUGGAGCGAGGUGAACAAGGACUUGGUCUUACCCUGGUUGACACAAGGGACUCUUCCACCAGGGCGAAAGGCGUCUUUGUACGCGCGGUAGUCCCGGACUCCCCUGCAGCCCGAUGCGCGAGGCUGGUGCCAGGAGACCGGAUCCUGGCCGUUAACGGAGUCAGUCUGCUGGGACUGGACUUCCUUAGUGGAAAGGAGCUGAUCCAGUCAUCGGGGGACAGCCUGAGGUUACUGGUGGCCCGAUCUGAUUGGAUGGCCGCCACCAUUCGGACCGACUGCUGACGGCUUCUGUUCACCAAGACUGCAGACGCACUACGAGCGCACUUACAGAUGACUCUUCAACCUUCAAGCUCAGGACAUGGACAAGGAUAUGUGAUUGUGAAAAUCUUCUUUUGUCUUUUUAAUGAACUAUCAAAUGAGCUACUUCGUGGUUAAACUGAGCACCAAGUUUUUAGCUGCUCUUUUAGUUGCUCAGAGGUGCCUAUGCAACUCGUUCAUUUACAUGCUGAUAUAGUGAAAGUAACUAUUAAUGUGCAUGUUAACAUGUGUUUGGUGAGUUUGGUGACAUUACUGCUGCUUAUUUAUGGUCUAGCCCUCAUUUUAGGCAGUAGAAGACUCCUGUGGAGGAGUGUGUACAUCAAGAUCAAAUUAAUUGAGUUCAGGUCAAGUCCAAGACCAGUUCCAGCUCGCUAUUACAGAUGUGUUCAACACCAGCAAUGUCAACAACAAGCACCAACUCACGUGUAAUAUUUUUCAAUUUUUGUUUUUUUCAAUUCUUGAUUUUUAAUCUGGAUGAAGCAAUUUGAUGGCUUAUAGUUAUACUUGCUGUUGCUAAAUGAACCAUAAAAAAAUAUAUUGUCACGGUUGGCUCAUAGGUCACAGUGAAUGAGUACACCACAUUUCAUAGUUUAUAAUUUUUAAUUUCCUAUGGGGUCAUUUGUCUGAUGCUGUUUCAGAAAUACAUGUAUUAAUCCUCCA